AUGUUUGCCUCCGUGGGGUCAGUCCUGAAAUUGCAUACGUGGUCAGACAAUCAGCUAGAACAGAUAGCAACGUUCAACCCAAAAAAGAGUCAUGGGCCCGACCCAAAGAUCAUAAGCGUUUCUUGGUGUCACGACAACAGCUACAUCGCUCUGCUUCCUGAAGACAGCCAACCGCAGAUUGUGUCGUCCAAAGACAAAAGGAAUAUCAAUUUGGUCCACACCAUCAAUGCUUUAAAAGACGUAACAGCUGUGACUUUCAAAAACCAUACAAAGAGGAAUAUAGCGCUAGCUAAUAAAUUAGGAGAAAUAGUGAUUUACGACACGAAAAAUAGAAAUAUUAACAGCAAAAUCGCCUGUUUACCUGGAUUUAUAAAAUUCUUAGAGUACAACUAUCGAGAUGAGCAACUCGCUAUAUUAGGUGAAAAUGUGUUAAGCAUAUUUGUGGAACACGAAGGAAUGAACGGGUUCAUAAAAGAAUUUCAGAGUGAAACGUCAACUAUCAUCAAAUAUCACCCAUCGAUACCAAAUCUCAUCGCCGUAGGUAGUGAAAAUGGAUGUGUAACUCUAUGGGACACAGAUAAAGAAGAAAAACUGAGUAGUUAUCAAAAACAUUCAUCGUCAGUGACAGGAAUUGGCUUCUCCCGCAGUCAAAAGAUGAUGGUGACCACAGGAAUGGACAAUAAAAUAUGCGUCCUAGACAACUCUUCUUCUGACUGUUUGUUCAAAAUGAGCAUUCACCAAGCGGUUACGUCUGUGGACAUAAGUCCAGACGAUUUUUAUAUAGCUGCUGGUUUGGAAGACGGAUGUAUUUGUAUCUAUGAUAUUCGAGAUCCUCUAAAGUAUCUCAUUUGUGCUCAGGUCCACAACUCUUCAGUCAACAAAAUCUCUUUUGAGAAAGGGCCAGUAAUCGUUGAAAGUUUACACGAUGGCCAUUCAUUGACCACAAUUAACGGUAGUGAUUUUUGUGACAAUCGUAAAGCUGAGAUAACAAAUCCUGAAGGAAAAAAUAAUAACAAUUUCGAGGAUAACUUGAAGAAAGAGUUGUUCAAAAUGGUGAAGACGCAAAUGAAUUAUCUAGAAACACAGCUAGCUGAGCAUUGCACAAAGUUUCAGUCUUUCAUUAACAAGGAGUUUGAUUCGAUCCAUAACGCUAUGGGGAGGUGGGAUGUAUUCAACGUGGGCGAUACCAACGAAAUUGUGCAAGCAAUCGACACCACAGAUGUCAAAAGUACCAAAAGCGUAUCAACUCGGAAAUCCACCAGCUAUUAG
Molecule: messenger RNA, 1269 nt
Organism: Anoplophora glabripennis (Asian longhorned beetle)
Lineage: Eukaryota; Metazoa; Arthropoda; Insecta; Coleoptera; Cerambycidae
Product: protein NEDD1-like
Exons: 1
Coding region: 1-1269 (422 amino acids)
Biological process (GO): mitotic cell cycle; microtubule nucleation
Cellular component (GO): spindle pole; centriole; pericentriolar material
Molecular function (GO): gamma-tubulin binding
Source: RefSeq, a predicted model, not a curated record